AUGGCUAUUCUCCUCGCACAUGCUGUAUCGGCAGCCUUGGCUGCACCUCAGCCGCAUCACAGCAAAUGUAAAAAUCCAGGAAUCCGCAAGGAGUGGCGAUCUCUGGGAUUUAAGGGUCAGAAGGCGUAUGUGGAUGCGAUCAAAUGUUUGACCUCUUUGCCUCAUGACCCCAGCCUUAAACCGACCGGCGCAACGCCUGGACUCCCUCCGGUUAGGCCUGGCACUUCACGAUAUGACGACGUUGUAUAUACGCAUAUGGAUGCUACCAACAGCGCUCACUUCACCGGCAUCUUCUUUGCUUGGCAUCGACUCUUCCUGGUUACGGUGGAGAACAUUCUUCGAAAAGAUUGCCAUUAUACCGGAUAUCUUCCCUUUUGGGAUUGGACGCUCGGAGAUUACCACGACAUCAAGCAUUCGUACCUUUUCAACACGAAUCCUGAGGUCGGCUUCGGCGCAUUUCCAGGACCAAAAACAAACUAUACUGUUACCACUGGUGCGUUCCGUAACUUGAUCCGGGGGUAUCCAGCCCCCCACCACGUUCAGAGACACUACAACCUAACUCCAUUCGCGAAGCAAAUUUUCCCGUUCACGUUUAACAACCCGAACCUCCAAGCAAACACCACUCAGACACCUCAGGAAUGGAAGAAGCUUGUAAUUGGUUCCACUGGGAAUUACACGGAUUUCCAAUAUGCAGUCGAUGGUGUGCGGGCGGAAGGUUUGCACAAUGCUGCGCAUCUUAGCAUCGGAGGGGACAUGGCAAAUUUAUCUCACUCACCAAAUGACCCGAUAUUCUUCCUUCUUCACGGCCAACUUGAUCGCCUUUGGGCCGCGUGGCAAGCACACUCCCCUCAUAACAAGCACGCCAUUGGUGGAGGUUUGACACAGGAUCUGUUCAAAUUCGACGCGUACCCGGUCGGAAGGGGCACGUCAGUUACGUUGGAAACAAUCAUUCCUCUUUCGAAUCUUGGGCCCAACACGAAAAUCAAGGAAUUGAUGGACACGACCGACGGCGUCCUAUGCUACAAGUAUGAGUAUUACUGA
This is a messenger RNA of Cantharellus anzutake, 1041 nucleotides long. RefSeq names its product Di-copper centre-containing protein. NCBI's taxonomy places the organism in Eukaryota, Fungi, Basidiomycota, Agaricomycetes, Cantharellales, Hydnaceae. The record is from RefSeq and is a predicted model, not a curated record. Gene Ontology annotation, molecular function: oxidoreductase activity. The transcript is spliced from 8 exons. Bases 1 to 1041 code for a protein of 346 amino acids.